Molecule: messenger RNA, 324 nt
Organism: Suillus plorans
Lineage: Eukaryota; Fungi; Basidiomycota; Agaricomycetes; Boletales; Suillaceae
Exons: 1
Source: RefSeq, a predicted model, not a curated record
AUGAACACGGUGAACGCAAGCACGGGCAUGUCUCCCUUCCAGCUACACCUUGGAAGGAACCCGCGAAUCAUGCCGCCUCUCACGCAACAACCCGCUGCCGAAGGAGUACCGGAAGACAAACGCGCGCGUGCACUGAUUUCCCAGCUGGAGCUCGACGUGAUGGAGGCCCAAGAUAACCUCCUCGCAGCAAAAGCCACGCAAGCAACUCAAGCAAACAAGCACCGCACACCGGAACGCACUCUAGAGGUGGGAGACAAGGUCAUGCUGUCCACCAAACAUUGCAGACGAGAAUAUAUGCAAAAAGGUGAUAAACGCGUAGCUAAA